AUGGCCAGUUUAGGGCAAGAAGAAGGAGGGGCCCGCACUCUUUCCCCCCCUCCGCCGCCUCCGCCCCCUCCACCAUCGGAUGCUCACUCAAAAAUAUCUCCCUAUGUUCUGAAGCUCAGGAGCGCGCCUCCCAAUUAUUUCUACAAGCCCCAGAUAAAGCCGGAACACACGGACCCCUUUGCUGCACCCACUGGUCCUUACUUCUUUUAUGGCACAUUGACAGAUCCGUUAAUGAUCGCGGAGAUUCUCGAGCUGAACGAGGAACCAAAGCUGCGACCUGCACAUAUUAUUGGGUAUGAAUGUAAAAUGUGGGGGCAAUAUCCAGCUUUGCUGGAUUGUCCAGAUUCGGUGGUUGAAGGAGCAGCGUAUCAUGUUCGUACUACGCAGGAUGCAGAGAGGCUUGCUGCGUAUGAGACGGGAAAUUAUCGUGCAGAAGAUUGUCUUAUCAGAUAUAUAGAUGGCAAGGAGCCGUCUGAGGACCUGGGGUAUACAUUUAAGUAUGUCGGUGACCCGCGCGAACUCACCGAGGGCCAGUUUGACCUGAAGGUCUGGUUGAGACGGAUGGGGAGACAUGCUGCGGCAGAUAAGUUGGAGGCUGCUAAAUGCGAGGAAUAG
Aspergillus fumigatus Af293 is the source of this 615-nucleotide messenger RNA. RefSeq names its product gamma-glutamylcyclotransferase family protein. Lineage: Eukaryota; Fungi; Ascomycota; Eurotiomycetes; Eurotiales; Aspergillaceae. The coding region runs from base 1 to 615 and encodes 204 amino acids. The transcript has a single exon. The record is from RefSeq and is a predicted model, not a curated record.